GUGUGGGGAGCGAUUUCUACAGGAAAUACCUUCCGCCGCACAGAGCAUUUGUGUAGGGCUGCCAUUUUAGCAAGCUUACGCAGCACAAAUAAGUGAUGGGGAUCAAAUUGGUCCAGCUCACCUCCAAGUCACACCAUGAAAACAUCCUGUCCUCUCUGCACCAGCUGAGGCUGCAGGGACACUUGAGUGAUGUCACAGUGCAGGUGGACUUCCAGGGAGAAGUGCAGGAGUUUCAGGCUCACCAGGUGGUGCUGGCUGCAUCCAGUGGCUACUUCAAGAAAGUCCUUCUCUCUCAGGAUGCAGUCCAGGACAAACUAUUACUGUCAAACAUGCACUCUGACAAUUUCUCCAAAUUCCUGGAGUUUGUGUACACUGGCAGAGUUGAAAUCGUUAGAGAUAAGAUCGUAGAAGUUCAAGCCAUGGCACAGUUGUUGGAUUGUAAGGCUUUGACGGAGGUUUGUGGUGAGGCCAUGAGUGCUGGAAUUGCACAAAAACCUAAAAGAAAAAAAUCAGAAUCAAAUGUUGAUCAAUGUGAAGUAGAGGGUGGCAAGAAAAAGAAAACGAAAAGACAACCCGUAAGCUUGUCACAUAAGCUGCAGCUCUCUCCAUUGAGCUCUGAGAAAAAAGUAAUUCCAAGAAGAUUGAAAGCAGUGAAAAAUGAACAGAGGAAAGAAAAACAGAAGACAGUUGGUGACAAAGUUCUGCAGAAGAAUUUACAAACUAAAAAACAGGCUUCUAACAAUGAAAAACAAGUCACUGAUGGAGACCCAGAGGAGAAGGACAGGACUGAAGUUGAGACUCAGCCAGAGACUGUUGAUGAGUCUUCACUGGAAAUGAUGGUCCCUGAUGCAGAAGACUGGGAAUAUGAGGAUGAUGUGCAAAACGAUGAUUCUGAACAGCCCUCAUUAUCCCUGGAUGAAGACAAUCAGGAGGAAGGAGAAGAGGGCGAAGAAGGAGAGGUCAAGCUGAAGUUAAAAAGAACAUCUAAAGCCCAGUUUGAGUGUAACAAGUGCCAACGUACUUUCCACUAUGAGAGAAGCUACUUGAAGCAUAUCAGUACAUACCAUGGAGUGAAAGCAGACGUGGUGUAUCGCUGUGAGACCUGCCUGCAGACCUUUGCUAACCGCAGCAACUUAAACAUCCAUGAAAAGCACGUCCACAGCAGCGAGAGGCUUUUUUCCUGCGGCUCCUGCUCGAAGACAUUCAAACGAAAGAAGGAUGUUGUCCGGCACCAGAGACAAGUGCAUGAGCGUAACAAUCUGCAUCACGUUUGCCCCGAGUGUGGAAAAGCACUCAGCUCCAAAACUGCCCUGCUGCUGCAUGAGCGGACACACACGGGUGCAAAGCCGUUCCAGUGCACCGACUGUGAUGCAAGGUUCAGCCAGAAUGCUGCGCUCAAGAUGCAUCGCAGGACUCACACAGGAGAGAAGCCAUUUGCAUGUGAUGAGUGCGAUGCCCGGUUCACUCAGAAGCACAUGUUGGCUUAUCAUAAGAGAUCACACACAGGAGAGAAGCCAUUCAUGUGUGAGGCUUGUGGGAAAAGCUUUGCGUCUAAAGAAUACCUCAGGCACCACUCCAACAUCCACACUGGGUUCAAACCGUACAAGUGUGAGAAGUGUGGCCGAGGUUUUGCUCAGAGAAAUUCCCUUCACCAGCAUUUAAAAAUACAUACAGGUGAGCGUCCGUACAGCUGUAAAGACUGUGAUAAGCAGUUCACCCAGAUCAACGCCCUGCAGAGGCACCAGCGCAUUCACACAGGAGAGAAACCCUACAUGUGUGGCCUUUGCAACCGCACCUUCACAGACAUGUCCACCCUUCGCAGACACACUAUGACUCAUGACUCUGAUGCUCCCUGGAAGACCUACCUGGUGGUGCUGAAGGGAAAUGUGGAGGACAAGAAGCCAAAGUCUCCCACCAAAGGAAAGGCAGAAAAAGCAGGAGCAGGGGAGAAGAGGAGUGCAGAGAGAAAAAGUGCUGUUGCCACAGGUUCUGAUGAUGCUGCUGCUGCUGUUGAUGUUACAGCUGGUGCUGAUGGUGAGGCUGUUGCUCAUGCUGCCACUGGUGUUGCCGAUAUUGCAGGUCAAACUAACAGUGACUCUAUUGUGGUACCCGUUGAGCCAGUCACACUCCCAUCUGAUUGGGCAAGUCAUGGAACCAUCGCUCUGGUCAGCCACGCUGCCCUCGGGAGUAUCACUGUAAUCCAUACUGACGCGUCGUCCGGAACACAGAUCCAACCCAUUAUGACCACGGACACCACAGGAACCAAUAUCAUUUCAAUAGACGGGUCUGCUAUCCCUGUCCCCUUCUCCAUACCUGUAACUAUGGCUCAUCCCGUCCCUUUGUCCUCUGAGGCUUCCUCCUCUUUUUCUGUGCCCUCUGUUCUCUCAGUUCCUGUUUCUGAUGGUACACUGUCAUCGGUCUCAGUGAUCCCGUCUGUUUCCACGUCAUCUGUCCUUGAAACGGCUGUUUCACAAACAAUUCUGGCUCCAAGCUCUGAGACCAAGAUCACUUCUGAGAUGGAUAUGUUACAGACUGAUAUUCAGACUGUCAUUGUUGGUGAGGAGGCUUGUGGAAAAGAAGAACCAGCAGCUGUCGAAAGUGAUGAGCAGCAAAGGACAGUCAUUAACUCUUCAGAUGAACCCGAAAAGGCCUCAGAUCAAGAGGCAGUGUAGAGCAAUCGUGUAAAUAUUAAGAAGUGUCAAUCACUUUCUUAAAGUGCGUGUAAAGCACACAUUAUAUAUUGGCUGAGAACAUGUGAAAAAAAAACAACUGCAGCAACCACUGAUAGAGAAAGGGGGAGACAGAGAGCAGGACUGUAGCUAAACCAGCUCUCUGUUGAAUAUCUUCUGUACAAACAGCGACAUUCACCUGUCAAUGUUGCUGAAUGUUACACAGUUUGAAACCUAAUUUUGAAACAUUUGGCCACAUUUUGUAUUUAUAUCGCUUUACACACACUUUAAUGUUGUAUAUACUUGGAAUUAGCCACGUGUGACAGUGUCUUCUCACUAUGUUGUGUUUCAUUAACAGCCACUUAGAUGUGAUGUUACCUGUAUUUCACACUGUGGUAGAAUAUCACCGUUUUCAUCAAGAACCCGCUGAGCUUUAGCAACAUGUUAAGAUAUGUAACUAUGGUAUUAUGUGUACUUAACAAAUGGAAUAAUACAUAAUGGUUUAAAGUAAUUGUAUUGAUUUAUUUGGGUCUGAAUGUAAAUAACAGUUUCUGUGUUGAAACAAAUGCCGUGUUUUCAUAAUAAUAAUCAACUACUCCACAAAAAAGUGGGAGGAUUCAAAAGGCAGUGUCUGAAAACACAUGUUCUGAAGAACAACUUUCAUCCAAAGUAAAUGUAAUAAAGCUGCUGAAAUGAG
Molecule: messenger RNA, 3366 nt
Organism: Solea senegalensis (Senegalese sole)
Lineage: Eukaryota; Metazoa; Chordata; Actinopteri; Pleuronectiformes; Soleidae
Gene: gzf1
Product: GDNF-inducible zinc finger protein 1
Exons: 8
Coding region: 96-2672 (858 amino acids)
Biological process (GO): regulation of transcription by RNA polymerase II
Cellular component (GO): nucleus
Molecular function (GO): RNA polymerase II cis-regulatory region sequence-specific DNA binding; protein binding; DNA-binding transcription factor activity, RNA polymerase II-specific
Source: RefSeq, a predicted model, not a curated record